AUGCUGUUGCUGUUCGUCGUCCUCAUCGGAGCCACGGUUGUCCUGGCCUCGUGUCGCAGCUCGAUAGACUAUCGGCACAGCAACAGCUACAAAGCCAGUCUUCAGAGGAGGUUUGGUGGCCCAAAGCAGCAGCUCAAGCAUGUGCAACAAUCGCCGAUCGCUGUCGACAGUACCUCAGACGGCUCUAUCUCACCGGAUGUUGACACGAGCCUAUCCCUCGAAGACGAAGGCGGAGCCUCGCGGCCUACAGAGGAUGAGCAAUCCGCCCAAGACGUCGAAGAUCCAAUCCCAGACUCGUCACCUGUGCAAAUCAACCUGGCAACCGAAAGCAAAGCCUCACCGCCUACAAAGGAUGAACAAUCCGCCCAAGACAUCCAAGAUCCAAUCCCAGACUCGUCACCUGUGCAAAUUAACCUGGCAACCGAAAGCAAAGCCUCGCAGCCUACAAAGGAUGAACAAUCCGCCAAAGACAUCGAAGAUCCAAUCCCGGACCCGCCACCUCUGCAAAUCAACCUCGCAACCGACGAAGACCCUAGCCAAAAUCCUGUACCAGAUCUCAUGGAUGUUGGACUAGAAGUGCCUGCGCCAUACACGUCUUCGAAAGAUCCAAUCCCGGACCCGCCAUCUUUGCAAAACAACGGGCCAACCGAUGGAGAUCCUAGCCACAAAAACGUACCAAAUCUCAUGGAUCCUGGGAUAGAAGUGCCUGCGCCCGACACGUCGUCGAAAGAGCCACUCGUCGAAGACGAAUCCAACGAGACGGAACAGCACUUGUCUCUAGAGAAGAGGGCAGAAUCUCUUCCGGAGUUCGUCUGGGUGCCAUUCGAAGAAGCCGUCAAGAACGAGGUCCUCCAAGGCUGGGAAGACGAAUGGGUGAGUUCGGGGACGUACGACGUCGAGAAAUGGGGGAAGUUGGAAGAGCCCAAGAUCGAUUUUGUCUAUCUAUGGGUGAACGGAUCAGAAAGCGACUUUCAACAGACCAUCAGACCGUGGGAAGAGCGGUCGAUCCUGAACGACGCCGAAGGGGAAUGGAUCAACUCGCACGGGGUGAACCGAUAUCGGGACUGGGACGAACUGCGCUAUUCGUUCCGCAGCAUCGAGAAGAACGCGGGCCAUUUCAUGAACACGAUCAAAGUCCUCGUAAACUCCAUUUACAAGAACGGUACCCCAGUCCGGAAACAGGCCCCCACCUGGCUUGCGUUCGACGACCCGCUGGUAUCCAAGCUUGUCCAGGUCAUCUCUCAAGAGGAGAUGUUCGAGAACGACAAGAAAGUGUGCUUGCCUGCGUUCAACUCGCUGACGAUCGAGAACCAGAUCUUCAAUACCAAGUCGGAAGUUGACCAGUUCUUUGCCAUGUCCGAUGACAUGUUGCUGACGCGAGAGCACGCGCCUGCGGACAUCUACUCGCCCCUGUUCGGCGCGGUUAUGAGCUUCAAGACCAACGGCUACAGCACCACGUCGGCACCGACCGAAGCCGACGCACACCGUUUUGGUGAAAAGCCGUAUCUGAUCUACACCUCGUGGCUCUUGAACCGUCGGUUCGGGGUCAGAAAACGCAAGGGCCAGAGCCACUUUGGACAUUCUCUCUCCAGAAGCAUCAUGCGGGAGGCCAUCGAGGCCUUUCCCCGGUCCGAGAUCCAGAGUGCCUGCAAGCGGUUCCGUGGCGAGCCGGGCUUCCAGCUGUACUCGUGGUACGUGACGAACCACUACAUAAUUGAGCGGCACCGCGAACUGCUCCUGUGGAGCUAUAUUAUGCUGCGCAGCGACGUGGACCGCGACGGGAUCUUGUCGUGGGAAGAACGGCAAACGAUCGCGGCCGAGCUGAAAAGGGGCCACAAGAAUGCCGAAAAGGCGGCUUUCCGGCGCAAGAUCUUCUACCACGUGCCGUCGAUGCUCGAGGAGGCCGGGCUCCGCGCGCCGCAGGUCAACACCAACUCGCUAUGGACGUCGCUCGACGGGCCCCACGCCAUCCGCAACGUCGACUGCGCCGAGUUCGCCCUCGACAACUGCCUAGCCCUAGGGUUCCUGACCGACAACUCGAACACAUCCCAUACAAACCCGACCUUCAGCGCCGCUGUCAUUUUCGACCGGCUGGCGCGCCAGAACCCUCAUUGCGGCGACUGCCUGCUCAAGGGCCUCCUGCAGCAGACACCCUCGGGUCUGAGCCCCUUGCUGCCGCACGCGGACACGCAGGCCGCUGACCGCGAGCUCGUCGUCAAGGGCGCCAUGCGCUACAAGUUCAUCGAGGUCGACCCGGGCGACACGCUGUUCGUCAUGGUCACCGACGCCGACCAAAUCGACAGCACCCUCUACCGCCACUACGUCAAGGAACACAAGCAGCUCCCCGGACAAAUGUGCCUCAACGACGACGUCGCCACCACCGACGAGCAGGAGUUGCAGGAUAUUCAGCACGCGAUGAGGGAGACCCUCGCUGGAUUGUUUCCCGACAAGGGCUUUGCUGAGCGGAGAAAAUAA
Messenger RNA from Fonsecaea multimorphosa CBS 102226, 2475 nucleotides. RefSeq lists its product as uncharacterized. Gene Ontology annotation, cellular component: Golgi apparatus. The record is from RefSeq and is a predicted model, not a curated record. The transcript has 4 exons. NCBI's taxonomy places the organism in Eukaryota, Fungi, Ascomycota, Eurotiomycetes, Chaetothyriales, Herpotrichiellaceae. Gene Ontology annotation, molecular function: UDP-N-acetylglucosamine-lysosomal-enzyme N-acetylglucosaminephosphotransferase activity. Gene Ontology annotation, biological process: N-glycan processing to lysosome; carbohydrate phosphorylation. Bases 1 to 2475 code for a protein of 824 amino acids.